Molecule: messenger RNA, 5934 nt
Organism: Dipodomys spectabilis (banner-tailed kangaroo rat)
Lineage: Eukaryota; Metazoa; Chordata; Mammalia; Rodentia; Heteromyidae
Gene: Asap1
Product: ArfGAP with SH3 domain, ankyrin repeat and PH domain 1
Exons: 29
Coding region: 28-3465 (1145 amino acids)
Biological process (GO): positive regulation of GTPase activity
Cellular component (GO): cytoplasm
Molecular function (GO): protein binding; GTPase activator activity
Source: RefSeq, a predicted model, not a curated record
GUCAUUUUCGGAUGUGACGGCUGAGACAUGAGAUCUUCGGCCUCCAGGCUCUCCAGUUUUUCCUCGAGAGAUUCACUAUGGAAUCGGAUGCCGGACCAGAUCUCCGUCUCCGAGUUCAUCGCCGAGACCACCGAGGACUACAACUCGCCCACCACGUCCAGCUUCACCACGCGGCUGCACAACUGCAGGAACACCGUCACGCUGCUGGAGGAGGCUCUAGACCAAGAUAGAACAGCCUUACAGAAAGUGAAGAAAUCUGUCAAAGCAAUAUAUAAUUCUGGCCAAGACCAUGUACAAAAUGAAGAAAACUAUGCACAAGUUCUUGAUAAAUUUGGGAGUAAUUUUUUAAGUCGGGACAACCCCGAUCUUGGCACUGCUUUUGUCAAGUUUUCUACUCUUACAAAGGAACUGUCCACACUGCUGAAAAAUCUGCUGCAGGGUCUGAGCCACAAUGUGAUCUUCACCCUGGAUUCCUUGUUAAAAGGAGACCUCAAGGGAGUCAAAGGGGAUCUAAAGAAGCCAUUUGACAAAGCCUGGAAAGAUUAUGAGACAAAGUUUACAAAAAUUGAGAAGGAGAAAAGAGAGCAUGCAAAGCAGCAUGGGAUGAUCCGCACCGAGAUAACAGGAGCCGAGAUUGCAGAAGAAAUGGAGAAGGAAAGACGCCUCUUUCAGCUUCAGAUGUGUGAAUAUCUCAUUAAAGUUAAUGAAAUCAAGACCAAAAAGGGUGUGGACCUGCUGCAGAAUCUUAUAAAGUAUUAUCACGCACAGUGCAAUUUCUUUCAAGAUGGCUUGAAAACGGCUGAUAAAUUGAAACAAUACAUUGAAAAGCUGGCUGCUGAUUUGUAUAAUAUCAAACAGACCCAAGAUGAAGAAAAGAAACAGCUAACUGCACUCCGAGACUUAAUAAAAUCUUCUCUUCAACUUGAUCAGAAAGAAGUAGGUGGUUUAUAUGUUCCCAGCAGGGCUAACAGUGACUCCCAGAGCCGACAAGGCGGGUACAGUAUGCAUCAGCUACAGGGCAAUAAAGAAUAUGGCAGUGAAAAGAAGGGAUACCUGCUAAAGAAAAGUGAUGGGAUCCGAAAGGUGUGGCAGAGAAGGAAGUGUGCCGUGAAGAAUGGGAUUCUGACCAUUUCACACGCCACGUCUAACAGGCAGCCAGCUAAGUUGAACCUUCUCACCUGCCAGGUGAAACCGAAUGCUGAGGACAAGAAGUCUUUUGACCUCAUAUCACAUAAUAGGACAUAUCACUUUCAGGCAGAAGAUGAGCAAGAUUAUGUAGCAUGGAUAUCAGUAUUGACAAACAGCAAAGAAGAGGCUCUAACCAUGGCCUUUCGUGGUGAGCAGAGCACAGGGGAGAACAGCUUGGAAGACUUGACAAAAGCCAUCAUUGAAGAUGUCCAGCGGCUCCCUGGGAAUGACGUGUGCUGUGACUGUGGCUCAUCAGAACCCACAUGGCUUUCAACCAACUUGGGUAUUUUAACAUGUAUAGAAUGUUCUGGAAUCCAUAGGGAAAUGGGUGUUCACAUUUCUCGAAUUCAGUCUUUGGAACUAGACAAAUUAGGAACUUCUGAACUCUUGCUGGCCAAGAAUGUAGGAAACAAUAGUUUUAAUGAUAUUAUGGAAGCAAAUUUACCCAGCCCUUCACCAAAACCCACUCCUUCGAGUGAUAUGACCAUACGGAAAGAGUAUAUCACUGCGAAGUAUGUAGACCAUAGGUUCUCAAGGAAGACCUGUUCCUCCCCAACAGCUAAGCUGAAUGAGUUGCUGGAGGCCAUUAAGUCCAGGGAUUUACUUGCACUAGUUCAAGUCUAUGCAGAAGGGGUAGAGCUAAUGGAGCCACUGCUCGAGCCUGGACAGGAGCUCGGGGAGACAGCCCUCCACCUCGCCGUCCGAACUGCCGACCACACAUCUCUCCAUCUGGUUGACUUCCUUGUACAAAACUGUGGGAACCUGGAUAAGCAGACAUCCUUGGGGAACACAGCUCUGCACUACUGCAGCCUGUAUAACAAGCCUGAGUGUCUGAAGCUGCUUCUCAGGAGCAAGCCCACUGUGGACAUUGUUAACCAAGCUGGAGAAACUGCCUUGGAGAUAGCAAAGAGAUUAAAAGCUACCCAGUGUGAAGAUCUGCUUUCCCAGGCUAAAUCUGGCAAGUUCAACCCACACGUCCACGUAGAGUAUGAGUGGAAUCUUCGACAGGAGGAGAUGGAUGAAAGUGAUGAUGAUCUGGAUGACAAACCAAGCCCAAUCAAGAAGGAGCGCUCGCCCAGGCCCCAGAGCUUCUGCCACUCCUCCAGCAUCUCGCCCCAGGACAAGCUGUCACUGCCAGGGUUCGGCACACCUCGGGACAAGCAGCGGCUUUCCUAUGGAGCCUUCACCAACCAGAUCUUUGUGUCCACGAGCACAGACUCACCCACAUCACCUACUUCAGAGGCCCCCCCUCUGCCACCUAGGAACGCCGGGAAAGGUCCAACUGGCCCACCUUCAACACUCCCUCUAAGCACCCAGACCUCUAGUGGCAGCUCCACCCUCUCCAAGAAGAGACCUCCUCCCCCACCACCCGGACACAAGAGAACCCUGUCUGACCCUCCCAGCCCACUACCUCAUGGGCCCCCAAACAAAGGCGCAAUUCCUUGGGGUAAUGAUGUGGGUCCAGCGUCAUCUUCAAGUAAAGCUGCGAACAAGUUUGAGGGGCUGUCUCAGCAGUCAAGCACCAGUUCUGCAAAGACAGCCCUUGGCCCCAGAGUUCUUCCCAAACUACCUCAGAAAGUGGCACUAAGGAAAACAGAAACGAGCCAUCAUCUCUCCCUGGACAAAGCCAAUGUCCCACCUGAAAUUUUUCAGAAGUCAUCACAGUUGGCAGAGUUACCACAGAAGCCACCACCUGCAGACCUGCCCCCGAAGCCCACAGAACUGGCUCCCAAGCCCCAAAUUGGAGAUUUGCCACCUAAGCCCGGAGAACUGCCCCCCAAGCCACAGCUGGGCGACCUUCCACCGAAGCCCCAGCUCUCAGACUUACCUCCCAAACCACAGAUGAAGGACCUGCCCCCCAAACCACAGCUGGGAGACCUGCUGGCCAAGUCACAGCCAGGUGACAUCUCCCCCAAGACACAGCAGCCCUCAGAUGUCACUCAGAAGUCACACCCAGGGGAUCUGUCCCCGCAUAUGCAGUCCCGGGACGCCAUCCAGAAACAAGCAUCUGAAGACUCCAACGACCUCACACCCACUCUGCCAGAGACGCCCGUACCACUGCCCAGAAAGAUCAACACGGGGAAAAACAAAGUGAGGCGUGUGAAGACCAUUUAUGACUGCCAGGCAGACAACGACGACGAGCUCACGUUCAUCGAGGGGGAAGUGAUUGUUGUCACAGGGGAGGAGGACCAGGAGUGGUGGAUUGGGCACAUCGAAGGACAGCCUGAGAGGAAGGGAGUCUUUCCGGUGUCCUUCGUUCACAUCCUGUCUGACUAGCAAAAAAGCAGAACCUGAAGAUGGUCCACGUCCUUCAUGCAGACCUCUGCUUCCAUGUAGUCCUGUGUACAACGUGUAUAUAGCUGCUGUUACAGAACAGGAAGCUUGUGGGAGGGCCACUCAGGAGGGAACAUAGUGUGAGUUGUAAAUAUCCUGUGGUCCCUGCCUUCACCAGUAUUAGGGUAGCCUCGGGACCGGCACGCCUUACUGGUUUGCCAAAGCCAUCCUUGGCAUCUAGCACUUACAUCUUUCUCUCUCUAUGCCAUUCUACAAGCAAAGAAAGAAAGAAAGAAAGCAGGAAUGUGCGCUGGCUUCGCGAGUGCACGUGGUCUCCAGCACCUGUUAAGGGUCCUAACAAUGCAGUAUUCUCCAUGCUGUUACUGAAAAGACAGUGCUCGUAGAGGUGGGUUCUGGUGUCCAGCCUGUAGUCAUCGCUGUGCACCGUUUACAGCUACCAAACCCACUCUGGUAUUUAUUACAGAGAAGCCCUUCGUUAAGUGUAAGUGUUACUCCUUCAGCAAAAUACCCACUGACCCGCGCUCCUCAUGCCACUUCGCACAAGUGGAUUUCCGUGGUCUCCCAGUGACGAGUGCCCACCCUGGGAUAAUACCUCAUGAUGCAAAAACAUACCCUUCACGACUAUUUGGACAGAAGUUUAAAACCACGUCUGAUGAAGUUCAACUUUCAGGAACCAAGGACUGUCAGAAAACAUUAGCCUCUACAUUAUGCAUGCAUCUAGCUUUCCUGAGAUUCUGCCUUUUAUAAAGGAAUAAACAGUAUGGAUAAGAUGAACUGUACAUUUUUUAAACCUGAUUGCCAUUAAAGCAGAAAUUCUAAGGUUGCCACAAUUUUGUUUCCAGUCAGUCAUUUGGCCUUGUCCGGCUUACAUGUUGGCCUUUGAGUGAGUCAGCAGCCUGAAAAGGUGCUCAAGCAUCUGAAGUGGUCGCUUUUUAGAUGGUUUUUGUUCUUGGAUAAAUGUAAACUUAAACGAUUGUAUGAAGAAGUUCAAAAGCCAACCCUUCCAGCAUAGAAUCCAGGUGCUGAAACCAAGCGUUUGUUUCUCCAUUUUCUUCCUUAAUCCCCGUUAGUGAUGCUCUUCCUACCUUAAAGCGCUAGCCGGUGGGCUCGCCCGCUUCUAGUCCAUUCAUAUAACCAGGAUUUGGAACGCUGCUAUGAAUUGCACUGUGAAAAAGAUGUCUCCCUCCAAGGAGUGUGUGGGAUGUGUGUGUGUGGUGUGUCAGGUUAGGUUUUUGCUUCUGUGUUUUUUCAUGCCCGCCAUACUCAUCAGAGCAUUAAGAACAUUGCAAUGUCCAUCUUUUAUGUGAGUCUGCAUGUUGGAGAAAUGCGGUCCUUGUGCCCCUCAGCCAGUGGCGCUUUGGUGACUCAAGGGCUCCUGUGUUUCUUGGGUCUUGCAUUUGCAUAGACUGGUGGUGGCAACAGCACAGAAGACAAGUAUUUUUAAGCAGAGAAUCUAGACAAUGAAGGAGAAAUGUUCAUUUCACAGAAGCACAGUUGCCAACAGGACCCAUGCGGAAGCUUCCUCCCCAGUCAUGAGCACUCGGCAGGUAUUAAUCUAGUUCUGCUUCAUGUGGCCUCUCCAAAAACUGAGCAGCCAGGUAAAAAAAUACAGCUUGCGUGACGGGCCUAUUCCAUCCACGCUGGCGUCAGUGCAUGUGAGCAUGCCUGCAGCGAAGCCAGAGCCGAGCACCAGCCGCCUCGGGGUUGGAACCACACUAGGGUGCAGACAGGAGGUUGCGUCCGCUUUGCCCAGCGGCCCAGCAGAUUCAUUCCAGUGUUUUUAAAUUUUCCAUCAAAGGUCAUUGUUUUUUGUGGCCUAGACUCUUUUCAACUGAUGUGGAAAUAGCAUGGGUUUAAAGAAAACAAACCAAAACAUCAGAUCCCAAAUUCCACGCGCGCCCUCGAUUCUUGUCCCCUGUUGCUCCAGUCACACAGAUGCAACUUUCAUGCCUUUUUUUUCUGCUUCGGUGUGUGUUUUGCAUCAAGAAUUGUGUCUUUUUCUUUCUGUCUGUCUCUAAUCCAGCUUACUGUGGAACAUAGGAACGUAGGUCUUUGGCGAUCUUGUUGAGUCUGAAUCUGAUCCUGUUCUUUAACUCAGUGAGCCACUAUCUGCAGUUUUGUACAUGAUAUAGUAUUUUGAAGGUAUGGAACCUUAAGAAAAAAAAAUAGCCAAUUAGUUCUCCCCCUCCCCCUAGAAAUGGAAAGUUAUGUUUGGCAAAUAGUGUGUGUCUUAUUUUCCUGUUGAACAACAAUUGCUAUUUAUUUUUUUAUUGCCUAGAACUUCACCAUGUUGUAUAGAACCCCGUAGCUAGUUGAAUUCAUCAAGCAUCAGUACCUUUUUCAUUUCACAUGUAUUUAAUGUGACAGUUUUUCAGUACUGUAUGUGUUAAUUUCUACUUUUUUAAUAUUUAAAAUUGCUUUUAAAUAAACAUACUCUCAGUUGAUCCCAAA